This is a messenger RNA of Drosophila novamexicana, 443 nucleotides long. RefSeq names its product vasotab. The transcript is spliced from 3 exons. Bases 70 to 351 code for a protein of 93 amino acids. The record is from RefSeq and is a predicted model, not a curated record. Gene Ontology annotation, molecular function: protein binding. Lineage: Eukaryota; Metazoa; Arthropoda; Insecta; Diptera; Drosophilidae.
UUCAGUUCAAUUCCAACUCGACUCAAAGCCGGUUUUCGUUUUUUGCUCGAGACCUUCUGGAAUAUUAAAAUGCGUUUUGCUCUGUUAACCAUUCUGGGGCUGUGUCUGUUGGCGCUUGUCCUUGCCAGUCCAGCCAAGGACUCGAAAAAGCCGGCAAACAGCUGCGCACGCGCUUGCGGCGACGACUACGAGCCCGUGUGCGCCAGGACUAAGAACAGCAGCAAGGAGCGCCUCUUGACGUUCGGAAGCCCGUGCGUCAUGGCCAAUUACAACUGCCAACACGCCGACGAUCCAUUUGAGGUCAAGUCAAAGGGCGAAUGUGGCGGCGGCGUCAGCGUGCGUCUAUCAUAAAAAUUGCGAAUAAUUGCGAACCUCCACAACUGAAAUAAUCAAUAUUUAAAGUCUUAUGGCACAAGCAAUAAAACUGUUUAUAUAUAUUUAGA